Lates calcarifer (barramundi perch) is the source of this 1347-nucleotide messenger RNA. RefSeq names its product putative methyltransferase-like protein 7A. Lineage: Eukaryota; Metazoa; Chordata; Actinopteri; Centropomidae. Bases 89 to 817 code for a protein of 242 amino acids. The record is from RefSeq and is a predicted model, not a curated record. Gene Ontology annotation, molecular function: S-adenosylmethionine-dependent methyltransferase activity. The transcript has 2 exons.
UGUUUUCUCGCCUGUUGUCGGGGUUAACGCAUGGGCUGACGGUGCUGUUUAUUCCUGCUGGUCGCCGCGUUGGUCAGGGUCUGGAAAGAUGACUAUUCUAAUGAAAUUUUGUACUUUAGUCGUCAGUGUGUUAUGUCUGCCCCUUCAUCUGAUGCACGCGGUCGGCUUGUACGAAAUAUACAAACGCGUUUUCCCAUUCUGUGUGUACCGGAUUUCUAUAACGUACAACAAGAAAAUGCACGACAAGAAGAAGGAACUGUUUCGCAGUCUCCCAGAGUUCAACAAGCCUGACGGACAGCUCACUCUUUUGGAGAUUGGCUGCGGCUCCGGCACAAAUUUUGAAUUUUAUCCGCCCGGUUGCAGGGUGAUCUGCACCGACCCGAACCCUCAUUUCCAGAAGUAUCUGAACAAGAGCAUGGGCGAGAAUGACCACCUGAAAUAUGACAGAUUUAUGGUGGCGUCGGGGGAGGACAUGAGGUCAGUGGAAGACGAGUCGGUAGACGUUGUCGUCUGUACCCUGGUGCUCUGCUCUGUCAAGGACAUACCGCAAACUCUGCGAGAGGUUCACCGUAUCCUGCGGCCAGGAGGCGCCUUCUUUUUCAUCGAGCACGUCGUCGCAGACACUUCGACCUGGUCCUACUUCUUCCAGCACGUCUUCCAGCCCGCCUGGUACUACUUCGGCGACGGAUGCGAGAUCACCCGGGAGACGUGGAAACACGUGGAGACGGCCGGAUUCUCCGAGCUCAAACUGAGACACGUCGAAGCUCCUCUCCUCUUCCUGAUCAAACCGCACAUCACAGGCUAUGCUGUCAAAUAAAUUCGGCCUGAUUCCUCUCUGUAGUAAAACCUCCCUCACAAUUAUCAGUGUACAAAUAUACCGAGCACUAAAUGCCUCUCCUGUUGUUUGUGAGUGAUCACCAGUGAUAGAGAUAAUGCCAGUCACUUUGAUACUAACUUUAUUUUUGUACUGAAAAAAACUUUCAGUGUUUUUUUUUUUUUUUUUUUUUUUUUUGUAAAGACCAAUGAUUUAACAUUGAAGAAGCACCUUACCUAGACAGCGCACAGUACUAAUUUUGUAUGAAGUUGAAGGGGGGAAAAAAAAUCUGGAUGUUUGUUUAUUCUUAUAUCUUUUCCUCAUCUCCAAGUUGCUUGCUGAUAAAUCAGUGUGAUACUGCCAUAGAGAACUGCUCUCUUAUCAGUGUUUAUCCGUGUGCUACUGCUGGAUUGUAGACUGCCUUUUAAAAUGUGAUUUGUGUGAACGAUUGUGCCACUAGAAUGUAAAUUGUGUUGUGAAGGUGACUGUGUUGUGUCAGAAUGUUAGUGAUUAAAGAAUUGAUUCCUGAUGAA